GUGUGGUGCUUCGCUAAUCAGCCAAAGAUGGGUAUUAACAGCUGCACAUUGUAUGAAGACACUUGCCCUGGAGUCAACUUAUGUCAUGGGAGGAUUUUUAGCUGUGAAUAACAGAGACACUGCUCAAAUAAGAAGGAUUGGCAACAUAUUUGUUCAUGAAAACUUUGUGCCUAAUCUAUAUGAACAGGAUAUUGCUAUGCUGUGGGUGAAUGAACCUUUUACUUAUUCAUCUCUGGUUCUUCCUGUAUGCCUUCCUCCUCCUUCAACAUUAGCAGACUUAGUAGAAUAUAAGAACAGUUCAGCUACCUUGACGGGUUGGGGUAGGAAAUGGGACAAUGGACCCCUUUCUGAUCAGCUUUUAAAGGUAGAUCUACCAGUAAUAAGCAAUGAUGAAUGUAUGCGCUGGUAUGAUAACUCAGGAUCCAAACAGCUUAUACCAGAAUCUACUUUUCUUUGUGCAGGAUAUGAGAAUGGAACUAUGGACGCCUGUAGUGGAGACUCUGGUGGGCCUCUUGUUCAGUUCAGAGAAGAUCAAAGAGCAGAGGUGAUUGGAGUUGUAUCCUGGGGCAUAGGUUGUGGAGUAAAGGGAAGACCAGGAGUAUAUACAAGGGUUUCCAAGUUUGUGAAAUGGAUACAUCAGACCAUAGAGGAGAAUAAAGAUGAUUAUCCUCGCAGAAAAUAAAUGUUUUGUGCCGAAAGGUUGGUAAAAAUUUCGAUUUUGAUAAAGAUUGUUUCUAUUAAUUUGAAUUGGCUUACAGUGGGAGCCAUAAAAGGGUGGAACAUGAAGACACCCUAAGUUAUGAUUUUAUGUAUUUCAAUGAACACGAAAAGCAACAAGUACACUGGCCCUGUUUAGGUUAAAUUUUAAGCUUCUGGUAAAAAAUUCGCUUUAUAACAACAUCACAAACACAAAAUUACCAAAAAGUCGUCUUCCAUUCCACAGUUUUUAUGGUUCCUAUUGUACAGAAUCUUUUGGGUGGAUAUUAGUCUGGAAUUUGUAUAGCCUUGAAUUUUACAACGUACAUUUUAUUGAACAUUGACUGUAGGUUUUCCUCUGUGGGUCGGUUUACCUGCCAACUUAGUUUGUUUUCCUAGAAUUAAUCAAUUAAUCACUAAAAUGACAUCAACAUAUUUUGAAUAAGGUCAUGCGUGAAAAAUGUUGCUCUGAACGUGAAAACCCUCUUAAAUGACAAAAAACCUUUUUCUCAAAUAAUCUUAGAGGAUUGUAGGGUGAUGCAAAUCAUCUUGUUUG
Molecule: messenger RNA, 1252 nt
Organism: Eurytemora carolleeae
Lineage: Eukaryota; Metazoa; Arthropoda; Copepoda; Calanoida; Temoridae
Product: serine proteinase stubble
Biological process (GO): proteolysis
Molecular function (GO): serine-type endopeptidase activity
Source: RefSeq, a predicted model, not a curated record